Messenger RNA from Penicillium longicatenatum, 1161 nucleotides. RefSeq names its product Zn2/Cys6 DNA-binding protein. The record is from RefSeq and is a predicted model, not a curated record. Gene Ontology annotation, biological process: regulation of transcription by RNA polymerase II. Gene Ontology annotation, molecular function: DNA-binding transcription activator activity, RNA polymerase II-specific. Lineage: Eukaryota; Fungi; Ascomycota; Eurotiomycetes; Eurotiales; Aspergillaceae. Bases 1 to 1161 code for a protein of 386 amino acids. The transcript has a single exon.
AUGUCAAAUGUGAUGAAGCGGGCCCCCCCUUGUAAGCGCUGUGAGACCCGAGGUGAAGCCUGCGAUUAUGCAGGUGUCCCCGCUCGUUUACAAAGGCCAGUCCAUGAGACGCCUGAAGGUCGAAUAACAGAAGCAAUACCUGAUGGCCACACAACCUGCCUAUCAUUCCCUACCAAUAAUCGCCACCUAGAUCUUCAGCUCAUGCAUCGGUGGACUACUAGUACCUAUAAAAGCUGCUGUACCCCCGGCACUGGUGACGAGACACUCUGGCAGCUCACAGUGCCUGCUCUAGCAUUCCAAUAUGACUUUCUUUUGAAUGGAUUGCUGGCCCUGUCGGCAUUUGAUAGUGCCAGUAUACUCAAGAACGAUGGUCAGCAAAAUUCCAACUACGACAAGUAUAUAAAUUCAGCAAUUGAAUACCAAGUUCUCGCGUUAGCGAAUUUCCGAGCCCAACUCGAUUCUCCUUGCGAGGACCAGAGAGCUGCAACGUUUUUUUCGCUGAUGCUGAUGGUUCUUACGUUUGCAGCGGUACGAUUUGGACAAAAUUCAUGUGCUAGAGAGGAAAGCAUAGUGAACACGGCGAUCGCUCACUUUGAGCUCGUUCGCGGCGCUGUUCAGGUUGCAGGGAGUGAUGGGAAACAGAUAAGCCAGAAUGAAUACGUGCAAAAGCUGACGCCAUUUGAAGCCCUUCCUUUCGCAGCUCUUGAUCCAUCGACCGCGGAGAUCAUGGCCAAGCUUAUGGAACUGAAUGAUAGAAGGAUCGUGGAGGCUGUCCGGGAGAUACAAGAGCGGCAAGCUCAGCAGAUCGCUUUCUGGGAGGCUUGCAAGAAGGCUUUACAUUUACUGCAAGAGUGCUUUCAGAAAUGUGUCGGCCCUGUGUAUCGUGGUUAUGCGCUUGGGUGGCUGAACAUGGCUGGUGAAGGAUACAUUCAAGCUUUGAAAAUGAAAGAUCAUAUUUCGUUGCUCAUCUUAAUGGCUUGGGGUAUUCUUGUUGAGAGACUUGGGCAAGAUGUAUGGUGGGCCCAAGAAUUCGGCGUCUCGUUGGUGGACGAGCUCUCAAAUGAAGAUCUCUCUACUGCCACAGAUCCAUUAACACGGAAUACAAUCCUACGGAUCCAGGAAUUGAUUUCGCCAAUAGUCCAUGGUCGUGAGAAAAAAUAG